AUGACUCAGAAAGAAGUCUACCAUCUUCACCCCUACGGUUGGGAGACCAGUCCGCAGGAAGAGCGGUUCAAAGUUUCUACUCUGGACUAUCUGACUGGGCUUUGUUAUACACACUUCGCUAUCUACUUCCGCCUAGACGAUGGCAAGAAGCCCAAGGCUGCUACCACGCUCAAGGAAGGUCUCCAGCGGACGCUCGCCCAAGUCGGUCACCUAUGCAGCACCAUCGAGAAAGAUCCGAUAGGGGGCCAUUCUUUUGUGAAAAGGAAGGACAGUACUGUGCAAUUAAUUGUGCAGUGGCUAGACUCGCCCGCGGACGUGGACAGAUUUCCUUCGAUUGACGACAUGGAGCGUUCGAGCUUUGCUGGGAUUACACUGGGUGAUUUUAAGAAUUGGAGCUUUGAACGGAUGACAUACGGCGAAAGGCCAGAGGCGCAUCCAGAUGCUUCUCCCGUUGCCUCAGCCUUCCUGGCUAAUUUUGUCCGUGGCGGCCUGGUACUGAUUUCUCACAUGCACCAUUACGCGAAUGAUGUGAUGGGCUGGGCGGGAUUUGUCCACCAGCUGGCUGAAAACUGUUACGCGAUUGAGAAUCAGACACCGUUUCCGACUUGGGAUGCCGCGUGCAACGACGUCUCCCUUGUCUCCAAGCCUGACCCGCCCGAGGGGCAGCAAGUAGAUGGACCCCCUGCACCACAGCUACACCCGGAUCAAAAGCCUGGCCAGUGUCUCCUCUUCCACCUCCCCAAGAGCAAGGCCGCCGAGCUCAAGAAGCUCGCAACACCGCAGGAUGGGACAUGGAUAUCGACGUACGAUGCCUUUGCUGCCUUUAUAUGGAGGACGACGACACGGCUACGUCAGGUUGCGUUUAAAACACCGCUUGACAUGCCGAUCUUUUGGUGCGAGGCCGUUGACAUGCGUCGCCGCAUGAAAAACCCUCCUGUUCACCCACGGAUCCAGCACAACGUUCUCUGGGCGGCGCUGUCCGACCAGAUGCCUUUCCCACAACUCACACAUAGGGAGGUUAUCUCGCAGAAACCCAUCUGGGAGCUAGCGGCCUACAUCCGCAGGAUUACCAAUACACAGACGCAGGAGAACCUGGAUAGCACAUUGAAGGCGGUCUCGUACAUCAAGGACAAGACGAACCUCAACAUCCGUAUAAACUCCAAACCACCGAUGUCCAUUAUCACAACCGACCACCGUGAGGCUCGGGUAACCGAUGCGGACUUUGGGUUCGCCCGACCGGUGUGCCAUCGCCACUUGCAGCAGGGCGCGGGUGUUACCGUGGGCGUACACCUAGUGUACCCACCCAAGUUUGAUGCGAACCCGAACUCGGACGAGGGAAAUAUGUUCGCACUCAUGUACGAGAAGGAGCUGGCCCAGGGCCUGAUCCACGAUGAGGAGUUUGCCAGAUUCUUUGAGUACAGGGGCGUUGACAGUGAAGGAUAG
This is a messenger RNA of Aspergillus alliaceus, 1443 nucleotides long. Its product is annotated as transferase family-domain-containing protein. Bases 1 to 1443 code for a protein of 480 amino acids. Lineage: Eukaryota; Fungi; Ascomycota; Eurotiomycetes; Eurotiales; Aspergillaceae. The transcript has a single exon. The record is from RefSeq and is a predicted model, not a curated record.